Molecule: messenger RNA, 1235 nt
Organism: Acaulospora colombiana
Lineage: Eukaryota; Fungi; Glomeromycota; Glomeromycetes; Diversisporales; Acaulosporaceae
Source: the annotation of a GenBank genome assembly
CACGAACCCUGCCUGAAACAUUAAAAUAUCGUGAUCCCCAACCUCUUGUCACGGGUAAUGGUUCCUCUUGGGACUUUCACGCCUCAGAAGCUUUGAAACAAGAACUUAAGGAUGCUAUUCGUGAUCAUUUCAAAUUUUGGAAAGCUGGACAACGUGAUAAAACGAGAAUACCACAAUACUUCAUUCUAGCAGGAGCUGGAGAAGGAAAAUCUCGCACUGCACAAGAAUUGCCGAAAUUGCUAAUUGAAUGUACAAAUGAUGUUGACAUACAGAAUCGACUUAGGUCUGCUCUUGUAUUUAAUCUAGUAUUUGACAAUGGGACCAAACUAUUUGAAACCAAUAGCGAUUAUGCAAUUGUUGACAAAAAUCUAAAUAUUGCUACAUUUGAGGGGAAAGGAAUAACAGUAGAUGACGUAACUCAGUUUGGUCUUGUUCGAUUUGAGAGUCUAAGAACGGAUCAGGUGGUUGGAUAUCUCACAUGUCCAUAUAUUUGGCUAUGGAUAAUGGCGGAUGCGUCGCGAAAUGAUAAACUUUUACGGAACUGGGAUUUUAACUAUUACAAUGAAGUACGCAAUAAAGCAGGGAGCCCAAGUAUACCACCCGGUUGCCAAUACUGGCAAAAUUUUGAGUACUUUGUUGCUCAAUUUCGCUCCCUAAAAUCGAAUAUCUAUGGUGAUGAUGUACAAGUUGAACUCAGAGUCAUUCAUAAUGGUGCCAAGCAUAAUUUUGGUGAUAGUUCCAUAUACAAUCGAGAACUUACAUUGGAACAAUCAGUUAAAAGGGUCAGCACCAAGUCUGGAAAUUAUAAGCAAGAUGUAAAAAUUUUGUGUCAGGAUGGAGAAGUCGACGUUACAGAAGCAAGACAUAUUAUAAUCAAUGCACCUAGUGCUGAAUCUGGAGAUAGCUUUUGUUCGAUUGAAAUGGUAGGGACCGGACUGCUACAAACGGAGACACAUCAAUGCAAGUUGGUGAAACAAAUAAUUUCUCAGGAAAGAUUUAAAGAUGAGCAUGAAAAAGCAACGAGUCCAGGGGAUACUUUCAUUCUUUACACAUCAACUUCCUCCGAAAAACUUGAACCUCAUCAGCCAAUGUCUGCAAUCGUUAGUAAAGAAAACUGGGAAGAAUAUUUCGGAUCUUUUGCUGGGAGAUGCUAUAAUUAUGCUAUGGAACUACCAAAUCUUAAUGAAGCGACUUACACUCAGCUGACUGGAAAAAAUUUCAUUGGAGAAACUUGA